Molecule: messenger RNA, 2152 nt
Organism: Myxocyprinus asiaticus (Chinese sucker)
Lineage: Eukaryota; Metazoa; Chordata; Actinopteri; Cypriniformes; Catostomidae
Product: 7-dehydrocholesterol reductase-like
Exons: 8
Coding region: 14-1534 (506 amino acids)
Biological process (GO): brassinosteroid biosynthetic process; cholesterol biosynthetic process
Cellular component (GO): endoplasmic reticulum membrane
Molecular function (GO): 7-dehydrocholesterol reductase activity
Source: RefSeq, a predicted model, not a curated record
AGUUAGAAGUCGGAUGAAGACUCCUGUUUGCUGGUUACAUCACUGUGAACAUCUGGGCAGCUGGUUAAGUUGCGCAGUAUCACUUAUAACUACAUCCAUGACUGCGGCUGACCUUGUAAGAAAGCGCCACAAGGCGAGCUCCGGUGAUGCAGGGGCUGGGGCGAAAGGCCACGCGAAGGAGCCGGUACAGUGGGGAAGGGCAUGGGAGGUGGAUUGGUUCUCUCUGACAUGUGUGCUCCUGCUGCUGUGUCUGGCCCCUUUUAUUGUCUUUUUCUUCAUCAUGGCAUGUGAUCAGUACCAGUGCUCCAUCAGCCACCCUUUAUUGGACCUCUACAAUGGUGAUACCAUCCUGCUUACCAUCUGGAACCGUGCCCCUUCCUUCACAUUGGCUGCAGCCAAGAUCUAUGCCACUUGGGUUGCUUUUCAGGUAGUGCUGUACAUGUGGGUUCCAGAUUUCUUGCACAAGAUCUUGCCUGGCUAUGUGGGAGGAGUUCAGGAUGGUGCCCGAACACCAGCAGGUCUCAUGAAUAAGUAUGAGAUCAACGGUCUACAGUGCUGGGUAAUAACUCAUGUUUUGUGGGUGGCCAAUGCUCAAUAUUUUCACUGGUUUUCACCAACCAUCAUCAUCGACAACUGGAUUCCUCUGUUGUGGUGCACCAACAUCCUCGGCUAUGUUGUGUCCACUUUUGCUUUCGUCAAAGCGUACCUGUUCCCUACCAACCCAGAAGACUGUAAAUUCACCGGCAACAUCUUCUAUAACUACAUGAUGGGGAUUGAGUUCAACCCUCGUAUAGGACAAUGGUUUGACUUCAAGCUUUUCUUCAAUGGCCGGCCCGGUAUCGUAGCAUGGACUCUGAUUAACUUGUCCUAUGCUGCCAAACAGCAGGAGCUGUAUGGCUAUGUAACAAACUCUAUGAUCCUGGUUAAUGUUUUGCAAGCCAUCUAUGUGUUGGACUUCUUCUGGAAUGAAGCCUGGUACCUCAAGACAAUUGACAUCUGCCAUGAUCACUUUGGCUGGUAUCUGGGCUGGGGAGACUGCGUCUGGCUUCCAUUUCUCUACACACUGCAGGGCCUUUACUUGGUCUACAACCCCAUCCAGCUUUCCACGCUCCACGCCACAGGUGUCCUCAUUUUGGGACUAGUGGGAUAUUACAUUUUCCGCUCAGCCAACCAUCAGAAAGAUCUUUUCCGUCGUACAGAAGGCAACUGCAAAAUCUGGGGUAAGAAGCCCGCCUUCAUCGAGUGUUCGUAUCGCUCGACCGACGGCGGCAUUCACAAAAGCAAGCUGUUGACGUCGGGCUUCUGGGGGGUGGCCCGUCACAUGAACUACACGGGCGAUUUGAUGGGCUCACUUGCAUAUUGCAUGGCCUGUGGCGGUGAGCACUUGCUGCCUUAUUUUUACAUCGUAUACAUGACUAUUCUACUGGUGCACCGUUGCGUGCGCGAUGAGCACCGCUGUAGUAACAAGUACAGCAAGGACUGGGAUCGCUACACUGCAGCUGUGCCCUACCGUCUGCUGCCUGGUAUCUUCUAGAGAGAUUGUGUUUCAGCAUAUCACAGAAUGCCAUUUUUAACCACAGCCACAUACAGCAAAGACACCUAUUUACUGUGGCUGCUCAUACUCAUUCAUUUUUAAAAGUUUGGCGUCUUAGACUUUUAUGGGAGGUUUAACAGUGUAAGCUUAUGUAUGUAAGCUAAUGUGUGUAUGUAAAUAAUUUUUGGUCUGUUUGUGAAUGAAUGCGAGCGUGUUUGUGAAUAUAUCACUACAUGAUUGUCAAGGUGAUACAAUGCACUUCAAUACAAAAUGACAUUUUAAAAGGCUGAAGAUACUGUGAACUCAUGUCCUAAUUCUUUUGCAUUUGAAUAAGCUGUAUAUGGUAAUUCCAUAUUGCACCAUUCUCGGAAAAUGUUUGUCAAUUUUUUUGAUAAGCAUGAAAACUACAUAUAGUAUGUAGUUCAUUAUUGUUCAGAGUAUAAAGGGACAAAAGUCUUUAAGUCCAGAAAUACUAAGACUGCAGCUAAUCAUUUCUAUUCAUUUUUUUCUACCAGCCACACUAUUAAAAUAUUAUGCUUUUUCUCUUGAUGAAAACCUUUGUUAUAUAGAGUUUAUAAGUGUUGAGAAAAUAAAAAGCUGAACUGCUUAAAAUCUUCA